UUGUGUGCAAUACCUGAAGCAGAGUUCAAAAGUCUGCACUGUUGUUAGAUCUCAAGCUCCCAAGAAGUUGUGUUUCUCGACCAAAAGGCUGGAAAAGAAAAAAAGGUCCUAAUUGUUUUUUGGGAUAGAUGGGGGGAGGAGGGAGGUUACCAGUUUAUGAAUGCUCUUUUUGAAAAUAAGACUCCAAAACUGAAUGUUCAAGGGAGAAUGUUGGUACUGCUGUGGUUAUUCGGUGUUGGUUUUUUUUAAUGUCAAACUCUUUAUGCUUUCUAUCCUUGUUGUGCUGAAUUUAACCGUAAUUCUACAUUUUACAUACAGAUACUAUGGAUAACUAUCACUUGCAUGUUAUAGCUGUGGUCCUUUACUUUAAUCUUCCUGGAUCAGUGGGAGCCAAGUCACAGCAGAUCCUUCCUGCUACACAUCGCCGUUCAGAGUGCCGGUGGGAUGGGCAGUUCUUACUGAAUUGCUCUUUUACCAGAAUAUCUACUAUUCCAGAAGAUACAUCACAAAUAGCAGUAACAGCUGAUUUGAGUUACAACAAUAUUAAAACUUUUGUGUGCUCUGAUGGAAGAAACGAAGAGUGGAUGCUAAAACACCUGAACCUCAGUAACAACCUGAUUUCUGAACUAACUUUAACUACUUGUACAAAUUUACCCAAUUUAGAAACUCUAGACCUCAGUGGUAAUGCCAUCCACACCCUCACACUGGACAUGCUUACAUCUGCACAAGGGUCUAAAAAGUACAGCAUUGUUGAUCGUCUCCUGCCUGCUUUGAAAGUAUUGUCAAUUGAAAGAAAUAAUCUUAAUACAGUUCCAAGAGGGCUAGGCCUCCUGCAGUCUUUACAAACUGUCCAUAUGUCAUCCAAUGCCAUACAACACAUUGACCCAAAGGACUUUCAAAACUGUUCACAGCUGAAGGACAUUGACCUGAGAAACAACAAGAUAACUAAAAUUCAUCCAGAUGCCUUCAGAGAUCUCAACAAAUUACAGGUUGUGGAUCUCCGUGGCAAUGCUCUGACAAUCCCUCUGCCACAGAUACUAGUCAGUUUGAACUUUUUUCAACUUGAAGUGUAUUUGUCAAAGAACGCCUGGAUAUUUAACUGCAGGCUAAAUGCUUUUAAACAUUUCUUUCAUUUUGUCUUUGACUCCACAAGGCAGAAAUUGAGCCUUUCAUACAAUAAGUCUGCCAACAACUCCCAGAAACCUCUGCUGUAUCUUUCAAGUUUCCAUUUAAACUGCAGGGACAAUGUUUUGCUCAAAAGGGCCACAGUGCCAACAGGGACCACAUCAGUGCUGACCUGUAACUUGGACAACAUAAGGGGCAAUGGAGUCUCUUGGUGGACACCUAAGGGCAGAAUUUCAAAAAAUCACAGUCUUCCUCAUAUGACAUUGGAUAAAAUGAACAAUUUAGUGAUAUACAAUGCUGAGAAAACUGCUGAAGGAUUAUACUUAUGUCUUUUUAAUACAACAAAAGAGAAGUAUCUAAUUUACAAUAUAGACGUGAAAGAAGGAGUCUCAGCAUUUUUGGUUAGAAAAGCCAGGGACACUGUUUUUAGACAGAAAGAAACUGAGCCAAACUUUGCACUGGCUGUCUCCCUCUCUGUGCUCAUUACAUUUGUUUGUGCUUUUUGUCUGGGUGCUUUUGCUAGACCCUACCUGGAGCGCCUGUGGAGACUCAUGCGCAGGAGCAAAAAUUCAGGGUCAGAACACACUUAUUCUAAUCAAGCUUUUUCAGCUGAAACCUUGAGCAGAGAGUCUUCUGCAAGCAAGCCAACAAAUAUGCAGUGUAAUACGUUAAUUUGUGAUAAGAAUUCUUUAAGAAACACAAUGAUUUUUCCUACAGAAGCUACUGUGUAUGAAAAUGUCACUGGCAGUCGUGUACAUUCACCAAAUCCCAAAGCAGAGUACCAGAAAAAAAGCAAUACAGAGAUCAACAUGAAGAAAAUGCCAGUGUUUUCAAAACUCCAAACUAGUACUGACAAUAAUGAAAGCAUAAAUGUUUAUGAUACUGAACUAUUCUUUCUGAGGACGGAUUACCAGAACAGCAACGAAAUAACACCAAACAGCAAAGUAAGAAACAACUCUGGUCUGCUGCAGUCUGAGAUCACAAAAGCUACACCAGAUUCUCCAGAAAGAAAAGGUGUUCUUUUACAUAAUAAACCCAGGCACACUAGAAAAUUUAUGCAGAGAAGGCAAAGCUGUGAAGAACAACUUCGUCUAAAUGGCAACAAAAAUAUACCUAGUGAAGUUGGAGAUUUUAUUUCACCCAGUAGCUUCAGAAGAGAUGCAGAUAUUGAGAAAUUAGGCAUCUAUGAAACAAUAGAAAACUCUCCCACAACAGAGCAUGACUGUAAAAGGAUACAUUCAGAUGAAAAAGAUGCUUCAGCUGAUAUAUUUGGUGACAGUUCUUCAGCUGAAGGGACUCCAUUCACAAUGAGUGACUGCAGCUCUUUAGCAGACUUUGAAGUGGAACAAUCUGGUGUCAGUGACAAGCUGCCAGCGUGUCAGUCACCACUGGAUGAAGCCAACACAGACAGUGGAACUGAGAAGUUCGUAACACCGCCAGAAUCUCCAAACAUGACUGCUGAACUUCAGCAGACUGGGAGAAAUGAAGAUGAGAACAGUGCCUAUUUUGAAACCACUAUUAAUUAUGGAUCAGAUACCACCAUGCAGGAAAGAGCAUCCCCUUACACUGAUAAAAGCAGUAGCCACAUAAGCGUGUCAGAUCCAGAUACAGUUAGUUCUUCAAGUCAAGAAAUUCCAGUUACAUUUGAUUAUUUUACUAAUGCAGAGUCAACAGUAAAAAAUUCUAUUUCUGAUUCUCUCCACAGUCAAAGUACAGAUUUUGGUAACACGGUACUUAAGUUAAAACCUUUUCCCACGUAUGACACAGAGAAAACUUCUGAAGAGGAUGAACUGCAGCUUUCUCUGGUUCCCAGAGAACCACAGCAUUCCCUCACCUUCAGUCACACAGAUCAAAAAGAAAAUGUACCAUCAGGAAGUACAGAUGAGCACAUAGCCAGGAACUCCCCUGAAAAGAGUCGUGGUGAAGCAGACAUUAAUGCACAGUCAACAGUACAAAACUCUAUUUCUGAUUCUCUCCACAGUCAAAGUACAGAUUUUGGUAAUAUGGUACUUAAGCUAAAACCUUUUCCCACAUAUGACACAGAGAAAACUUCUGAAGAGGAUGAACUGCAGCUUACUCUUCUUCCCAGAGAAUCACAGCAUUUCCUCAGCUUCAGUGCCACAGAACAAAAAGAAAAUGUCCCAGCAGGAAGUACAGAUGAGCACAUAGCCAGGAACUCCCCUGAAAAGAGGCGUGGUGAAGCAGACAUUAAUGCACAGUCAACAGUACAAAACUCUAUUUCUGAUUCUCUCCACAGUCAAAGUACAGAUUUUGGUAAUAUGGUACUUAAGCUAAAACCUUUUCCCACAUAUGACACAGAGAAAACUUCUGAAGAGGAUGAACUGCAGCUUUCUCUUCUUCCCAGAGAAUCACAGCAUUUCCUCAGCUUCAGUGACACAGAACAAAAAGGAAAUACACCAGCAGGAAGUACAGAUGAGCACAUAGACAGGAACUCCCCUGAAAAGAAUCACGGUGAAGCAGACACUACUUUACGAAGAAACACCAGUACAUCUGAGGACAAUGGCUUUAUUUUUGCUCCCAUUGAUACUCGUUUGAAUGAAGUUGUAAAAAAACCACCACUGCUGCACUCCAGUCAAGAAUCAUCUCUUCAAUUGCUGCCUGAACACACAGCGGAAAAACAUUUCAUUUUUCUUACACAGCAGGAUGACUUGCUACCACAGGAGAAGCAGGCUUGUGCAGAUAAAAUGCAAGGAGGUUCUGAUGAGAAAAAUUCUGAUGGAUUCACAGAAUUACAGGAUACCAGCUAUUGCAGUCUGCCUGAAGAAAUACAGUCUUGGAGUCCUACAGCAGUUCAGCUGCAUCUUCAUAGUUCUGGGAAAACACAAUUCACAAAGUCAGAAUUCACAACAGAUGAUGCCUUCCAACUGGAUCAGAGUGAUGAGGAUCCAUAUUCCUUCUCAAUCCCACAAGGUUUCUUCGAUGAAAGCACACCAUACGGUUCAUGUUCCUUCCCACAAAAGCCUACAGGAAAUACAAUCUCUGAAAGCACUGAUUCCAGCAAGAUGAAGGAUCACACUACUUUGGCAGAAGUGGAGAACCAUUCUGCAACAACUUUUGAACUCCAAAAUUCCAGUAAAACUCUCAGACAAAAAAGUCAGACAAAUUCAGGACAGGACCAGUUUUUUGUUAAGAAGAAAAGAGCAUUUGAUGGAUUUGCUAAUAUUUUGCAAAGCAGGAGAACAAACUUCAAUAGUUGAAACACAAAGUGGUAAUACUAAGCUCCCAUAGCAUCUAUGUCAUUACAGCAGGUGUGAACAUUAUUUUGUUUUAAAGUGAAAUUACUUUUGUUUAGAAGGGUAUUCAUAAAAAACCCAUAACAGACUUUAUAAAAAGCUACUCCAGAAUAUUAAUAAAGCUUUUGCUAAAUUAUAUUUAGUUUCUCAUUAUUUGUAGUUGAAACUAAUAUUUCCCUUGGAAUUUGCUUCAGAUACUCAGUUUUGUCUUUUUGUCUAAAAUAAAUGCAAUAUGGAAAUUUACAUUAUUACUAUUACUGUGUUUUCUUAUGGGAUUCAACCUAUACAGUGAAAUAGUACAUACUACUGUCUUUUGCUUUUUGAGCCACAUUUGUGGAUUAUCUCUGAAUUCCUAGUGUUGCAAAGAUAAGUAAAGUCCAAGCAGUAUUCAAUUACAUUUCAAAAAUUCCUUUUUAACUUGGCAAAAGAGAGAAAACCACCUCAGAGACACAGAAUAUAAUUCAAUUCUGCAGAAACAUCAGUUAUAGAAAUGCAGGUGUAAUGGGACAGCACCUGAAGUUUGCAGAUGUGGUGACACAGGCAGAGUAAUUUUAAAAGAGACAAAGAAUCCUAUAUCCACUUGAGAAUUUUACUUAGAAGGGGAAAAUCAAGAGCAGUUCAAAACUGCUAUUCUAGAACAUCAGUAGCCAAAAGACAGCAAUUGUAAGGUAAAAUUACCUCUGAAUAUAGCCCAAGGCCCUUUCAACAGACUCAGUACCGCUGAGGCAGUCCUUGAAGGGAAAUGUCAUCAUGAAAGGGAGCAGACCCAGUUCUGGGAAAAUGCAGGAUGCUGGCUACAACUCUGGGGAAACUCUUUCACAAAGACACAGUUAACUCCUAAAAGCUCCAAACAGAAGGAACACAUUUCAAUUCUAUCACAAGAGGAGCAAGUCCAAUGGCACACUACACCACUGAAACUACCUUUAAAGAAAAAACUAAGAACCAAGCACCACUGCCAGUCUCAGAAAAGCUCAUUAUCCACAGAACUUCUUUGUGGCCAAAACAACUUUAAAAAUGCAAUGCCUGAAAAAAGCACUGAUUCACACUUUUUGGUAUCUACAGAUCUUCAAACAUCAUUAACACCUCUCCAAGGCCUGUCACCUCUUGGUUGUUGCAGCUGCUAACAUAUUAAGAAAUCUAGCUAUACAAGCAAGGCAAUUGUGUGAAUCAUGGGGAAAAAACACACUCAGUGCUCUAUUGAUAUCUCAUACACUGAAAUUUCCUUGUGCAACAGUCUAAUAGAAUUUCAAAAUAUAUGCUGGAAAAUUAUUUUCUCAUCUUUUUUUCUGACCAUGAAAAUGCUGCAGUGGUGAGGCAGACAGUACACCACCUGUGAGAAGCUGCAGGAUUUUUAAGAUUCCCUUUAUGCCAUAAAGUUGUGGAAAAGUUUCUGCUCUUGUCAGACAUAGCAAAUUUGCUCCUUUUUAGUGGGAUUUUAACAUGUCGCAAAGUAUUCAUUCUAGUGUCAAAAUAUUAUGCUUCAUCUCAAACUUAUCUUUGUAUGGCUGCCUAAUCUUGCCACUGUCCUUUGUUACUCAUCUCUCCAUUCUUACUAUCAUGUCUUUAUUCAAAAUCAAACACUCAGCUGCUUCUCCUUCAUAUUAGUUCAUUUUGUUAGCAAUUGCUGUUUAAUACAAAACCUUGGUAUUUUCUGUGACUUCCACACAGUACUCAUCAUGCUCUGCUGCUCCCUGCCCACUCCAUGUUAGCAUGCCCUUCUGUACACACUUAGUUACAGUCCCACACACACUGACCCAAGACUGUAUCCUCACAUUUCUUUACAUUUCACCCACUCUAUCUUGUUCACACUGAAAAUUGAUUUAAGUAAUUUGGCCACUGAGAAUUUUCUAGGACACCUAUACUAGUAGGAUGCCCACUGCUGUUAAUCACACAAAGUCACAGAAUAAGCUCGAUAAAAAAAGUGCCUGAGUGUACUCUGCAUGAAUCUGUAAAUAAAGCAUGAGGAAUCAGCCAAGAGGAUGCUGGCAAAAGUCUGGACACACCCUUCUCACAGGGCAAUGGCCUGCCAAGCUCCACGAUCCACAGGACACAGAAUCCCUCAUACUGUGAAUCAGGACAGGACAAAAUGCAGGUGUUUUUUUUAAAAGCAGAUCAAGAACUUCAAAUACAGUAAUCAGGAUAAAACAAAACUCCCAUUUCAAACAUAUAACAGUUUGAUAAUUGUCAAGUUAUUUGCUGUAGGUACAAAGCAUUUCAAUCUUUCCUGAAUAUGCUGAAAAUUGGGCUGGAAAAUAACCCUUAAAUAUAAGGAAAAAACAUGCACAUUUAAACUCA
Molecule: messenger RNA, 6674 nt
Organism: Passer montanus (Eurasian tree sparrow)
Lineage: Eukaryota; Metazoa; Chordata; Aves; Passeriformes; Passeridae
Gene: LRRC66
Product: leucine rich repeat containing 66
Exons: 4
Coding region: 324-4343 (1339 amino acids)
Molecular function (GO): protein binding
Source: RefSeq, a predicted model, not a curated record